AUGAUACAUCAACAGAUUCCAUACCAGCCAACAGGAUAUGCUUCGAAUGUGUAUUCGGGUGGACAACCUGAUCCGGAUCAGACAGAUCUCCAAGACUUGUUGGAUAAUAUCAGGCCAGACGAAGAACUUGAGGAGGGUGUUGAGCAAACACCAGCUGAGUUAUCCAUUAAUUUGAUGAAGCAUCAAAGAUUGGGAUUAACUUGGCUCAAGCGUAUGGAAGAUCUGAAAUCUAAAGGAGGAAUUCUAGCUGAUGAUAUGGGGUUGGGGAAGACUAUUCAAGCUAUAGCAUUGAUAUUGUCUAAUAAGCCUAAAGAUCUGGACUAUAAAACAACUUUGAUUAUAGCCCCAGUUUCUUUGUUAAGACAAUGGGCUGCCGAAAUUGAAUCAAAGCUCAAGUCAAACUGCGCUUUGAAAAUAGCAAUUUAUCAUGGAGGGGUAAAGAAGUCGUUAGCCAAAUUCAAAGAUAUAGAGUCCUUUGAUGUUCUUUUGACUUCGUAUGGAACGUUAUCGUCUGAAUGGAAACGGCACUUUAAGGAAGCCAUUGCAUCCUUCAAAUCUGAAAAGAAGGAUUCAAUUGCGACAUUCAUGCCGAGAUUUGAGGAUGGAGGCAAAAGUUAUAAGUCGCCUUUCUUUUGUAAAGAAUCGACAUUCCAUAGAAUCAUCCUUGAUGAGGCUCAAAAUAUUAAGAACAAGUCAUCAUUGGCUUCCAAAUCAGUGACAUACUUGAAAGGGGAGUUUAGAUUGUGUCUCUCGGGUACACCCAUUCAAAACAAUGUUGACGAAUUAUAUCCUAUCUUACGAUUUUUGAAGAUAAGACCAUACGAUAAUGAGUUCAAGUUUAGGCUGGAUAUCUCAGUACCUCUUAGGUCGAACUCAGAAAAUUAUGAUGACUUUGAGAAAGGCAAAAGUAUCAAAAAGUUAAGAGCUUUACUAAAGGCAAUUCUUCUAAGAAGGGUUAAAGAUUCUUUGAUCGAUGGUAAACCAAUUUUAUCCUUGCCCGAAAAACAUGUGAUAUCUGAUUAUGUUGAUAUGAAUCAAACUGAAAAGGAGUAUUAUACUGCAUUGGAAAGUGGUAUUCAAAAGAAGGCGAAGAAGUUGUUGAACUCAAAAACUAGGCAUUCUGCAACGGGUAUUUUGACAUUAUUGUUGAGGUUGAGACAGGCAUGCUGUCAUUGGUUCUUGGUUGAAAUUGGUGAAAUUAAAUCAGCUCAGAGUAAGAAGUCAGAAGAUGACUUGAAUAACCCAAAAGAUUGGAGAAAAAUGUAUGCGCAGGUUGUAUCUUUGGAUGCAGAGAUUGUGGAAAGAAUCAAAGCAUUGGACGAACUGUCAAACAAGAGCCAGGAGAACGAAGCAGAAAUCACAUUACAAAAUGAUGAAGAUAUGCUAACUUGCCCUAUAUGCUAUAAUGUUUUGACUCCCUCGGAAUCAAUUACAAUUUUGCCAAGAUGUGGACAUAUGAUUUGCCAUUCUUGCAUUGACAUUUUUUUUGAGAAUCAUUCAACAGACGAUGAAAAUGGCCGAUUUGCCAAAUGUGUGGAAUGUCAAAAUAAUGUGCACCAAGGUGACUUGAUCGAUUAUGAGAUCUUCAGAAAGGUACACAAUGAAGGUUAUGGAUAUGGAGCUAUCGGAGAUUUUUGUAAGAAGUAUUAUGCUCCUUCAGGUAUUCCAAGAAAUAACAUUCUAAUUGAGGAACUUAUUGCUGAAGAAAAAGGAUUUAAUAUCUCAGCUAAAAUUGGAAAAGCUAUGGAAUUGAUACAAGAUAUAUUUACUAAACUGCCUGAUGAGAAAAUUAUUAUUUUCUCGCAGUUCACUGUCCUAUUUGAUGUUAUAAAGUUUGCAUUUGAUGAGAAAGGAAUUGACUUUUUGAGGUAUGAUGGCUCAAUGAGUCUCGAUGCGAAAAACACAACCAUAAAAAGGUUUUACCAGGAGAAUGUGAAGGUGUUACUCUUAUCUUUGAAAGCCGGAAAUACUGGUUUAACUUUGACUUGUGCUUCUCAUGUUAUAAUUAUGGAUCCAUUUUGGAAUCCAUUUGUCGAGGAACAAGCAAUGGACAGAGCAUACAGAAUUGGACAAGAAAGAGAGGUGUUUGUUCACAGAAUUUUAAUCUCCGGUACAGUGGAAAGCAGAAUUAUGGAAUUACAAGAAAGGAAGAAGGAAUUGGUCCAAUCUGCUCUUGAUGAAAAGGGCAUGAAAUCUGUGUCGAGAUUAGGUCAACAAGAAUUAGGAUUCUUGUUUGGUUUGAAUAGCUUGCUGACUUAA
Molecule: messenger RNA, 2259 nt
Organism: Suhomyces tanzawaensis NRRL Y-17324
Lineage: Eukaryota; Fungi; Ascomycota; Pichiomycetes; Serinales; Debaryomycetaceae
Product: translocase
Exons: 2
Coding region: 1-2259 (752 amino acids)
Cellular component (GO): cytoplasm
Molecular function (GO): ATP-dependent chromatin remodeler activity; ATP binding
Source: RefSeq, a predicted model, not a curated record